AUGGUCUGGGCCUGGUUCCGUUUCUCUGAGGGCGGCGGCGGCGGCGUUUCCGCUCUCGCUGUUGGCCGUGGAAACGGAGGAAGCGGAGCGGCUGGACUUUUAUGUGGGUCCCGCGAGCGGCGGGGAAGGAGAGGGAGAGGGCGGCUCAGCGGCGCACUCUAGCGGCCGAAGCGCGGAAGAGCAGGGCGGGCAGGUGGGGAGGCGGUUGCCAUGGCAACGGAGGGGAGGCUGGACCAGUCGCCUCGGGGAUGCUGCUGAUGCUGCCAGGGAGGCUGGCAACCCAGUGAUGCUGAGUCCUGCUGGUGCCACAGGGGUUCUUGCGGGGGCUCCCAAAAAGCUCCGUUUUGGGGAGUAGAGGGGUGACACAUUGCAGACCUGUGAGCUUCUGUGUACAUUUGGCAUUUAUUCAAUUAUUCUGAAUUCAUACCCCUGCACAAUGCCUCAAAGUGGUUUAUGGGGGGGAAAGGUUAAAAUGAUAAUAAUAAUAAUAAUAAUAAUAAUAAUAAUAAUAAUAAUUUUUAUUUAUACCCCCCCUUCCUCAGCCAAGGCUAACAAGCUGACAAGCGAUAAUAAAAACAAGUUGAAUGAAUACAACUUAAAAACAGGAUUAAAAUACAACAUUAAAAUAUUGACAUUAAAAUACAACGUAAAAAUACAAAGUGAGAACACAUAAUAGAUUUUUAAAAAUGAGACGUAAGAAAUAAAUAUGAAUAAAUAAGUACACCAGCACUGGACCCCUGCACAAAGAAAAGAUGACAGAUUGAUGAUGACAGAUAGUUAAGGGAGUCCUUUCUAAUGGACUGAAAGGAUGUUUAAAAGGAACUGAAGCAUAGGGAGCCAACAGGAUGCACUUCAGAUGAUGACAGACUACAGCUUGGCAGGGCCUAAUAAGAGUAGGGAGUCCGACAUCAUUUGGGGGGCAUAAUGCUGGCUACCCUUGAUGGCCCCCCUCAAAAAAGAGGGGUGGUUAAAAAACAUACCAGCAUUUCUAAGUGUCUUGGUAAACUUGCUUAAACAAGAAUGUUUUUAGCAGGCACAGUUCCUAAAUAUGGCAACCCCAGUUUUAAAAAAAGGGUCCUAAGCAUCCACUGCCAGUUAGAAAGGACAUUAUAUAUGUGUGUGUGUAUGUGUGUAUGUAUGUAUUUUAAAAAUAUAUAUUAUACACCACUUGAUUGUAAAACAGUCAAACCUCAAAGUGGUUUACAAAAAAGGUUAAACUUUCACAGAGCUAAAAUGACAGCAGACCAAAAACAAAUUAAAACUUGCAUCUACUUUCUAAACAUCUAGGUAGUCUUGUCUAAACAAUAAUGUUUUAAGCAGGCACCGAAAAGAGUACAGUGAAGGAGCCUGCCUGAUGUCAAUAGGCAGGGAGUUCCAAAGUGUAGGUGCCACCACACUAAAAGACCAAGUUCUUACAAAUGUGGAAUGGGUGUUUUGUGGGACCUGCAACAGUGCCGGUUCCACUGGGCUGGUCGAACAAAUAUUCUGAUCUGCUAGAAAGGAGCUUACUAGGCUACAGGCAUAAUAAUAAUAAUAAUAAUAAUAAUAAUAUCUUUAUUGUCAUUGCCCCCUUCGGGGACAACGAAAUUACUUGACUGCUCCAUAAAAACACUAAUUAAACAAUACAGUAUAAUACAGCAAGGGAGAUUAGAUGACUUUCAAAGUCCGGGCUUCCCAUUCAGGGCCGAGAUCGCUCUGGAGAAGAAGCUGUUCUUAAGACAGCUCGUUCUUGUCUUCAUCGUCCUGUAUCUCCGUCCCGACGGCAAGAGCUCGAAGAGACAGUGACCAGGAUGCGAUGGAUCUUUUACUAUGUCCAGUGCCUUCCUAUGGCACCUUGUGGCAUAAAUCUGCUCUAAGGUGGAGAGUGGGCAGCCAACAAUGCUCUCUGCUGCCUUAACAACCCUGCACAACCCCAUCCUGUCCUGGGUAGUACAGCUUCCAUACCACACACAUAAGCCAUAAGUAAGCACGCUCUCAAUGGCACAGUGAUAGAAGAUCUAAUGUAUCCAGUAUCCUCUUCUCACAGUGGCCAACCAGAUGCCCAGUAUGGGAAGCCUGCAAGCAAGACCUGAGUUCAAGAGCAUGCUCUGCUCCUGAGGUUUCCAGCAGCUGUUAUUCAGAGGCACACGGCAUUUAACAGCAGAAGCAGAGCAGAGCCCUUGUGGCUAGCUGCCGCUGGUAGCCGUUUUCUCCAUGAACUUGUCUAAUUCUCUUUUAUAGCCAUCCAAGUUGGUGGUCAUCGCUAUCUUUGGUGGGAACAAAUUCCGUAGUUUAGCUUUGCAUUGUAUGAAUAAGUGCUUUCAUUUGUCUGUCCCGAAUCUUUCAGCACUUAAUUUUAUUGGAGGUCCACAAUUUAUUGUAUUUUGAGAAAGGGAGAAAAACUCUACCCAUUUUCUCCAUAUCAUGCAUGAAUUUAUAUACCUCCAUCCUGUUGUAAAACUCUGAUCAGAUUCUAUUAGCGUACUCUAAGGAUUAAAUGCUAACUGCUGAUAAAAUUAUAUACAUUAAGGACCGAGCACAUGUAAAAACUCAAUGGAAAAGUGGGUGUUUUGAGUACAUUGUUGUGUCCAACAGAGAAGGUAGGCAGGAGAUGAUUAAUGGCUUUUAUUGAAGAUUGGUUACGUUGGUUAACUACUAGCAACGUGAAAACCAUCAGGACUAUUAUGUCCUUCCUGCUUACAGCCCAUGGUAAAAUAAAAUGAUUCCAGUACCAUAUUGUGUCAUUUUAAAGCUAACAAGAAUAUGUAAAAUAAAGACCUCAAAUCUUAUUUUAUUCAUUUAACAAAAUUUAUAUACCAGUUGAUUGUAGUAAAGCCUUUAAGUGCGUAACAAGCAAUAUUAAAAUGCAGUGUUAUCUCAAUUUUCAGCUGUACCAUGUUAAAGGGAAUGAAAUCAAUUAUAUCAGAAGUAAAACAACAAUAAUAAGACUGAAUUACCCUUUGCAAUUUAUUUUCCACCAAUGACAGGAGAGCAGGUGGGGUAGGGUGUUGGCUUCUGCAGCCAAUCAAAAAGCUAAGAUACAAAAAGAUAUCUUACGGGUUUUCUCAAAUAUUUGUAUAAAGUUGUUGUGACUUUAUUAUGUUUCAGUAAGUUUCAUUAGCAACCUGGAGGUUACUGGCCAAAGGCAACUUUCAGGUAUUUUUAAAUAAAAACAAUAAACGUUUUCAAGUCUCGUCUUUCAUCUACCGGGGCAAUUCCAUUCUGUGAAGUCAUGCCACCGUACCCAGACUCUCCCCUGUUCUGCUUUCUAGAAUAUUAGGUUUACCAGGUAUCUACCUGGGAAAUCAUUGUGUCUCUCUAACAGCGCCCAUAAGUUGCAAAAUAUUAUGCUGGGCAGAGAAAGCUAAAUCCAUGCCAUCUCAUUUUCAUCAUUUGCGUAUAACAUGUCUAGCCUCUGAGUUCUUUCCACAACUACCAAUGGGCAAACUCCCUUUCCCUCUGGUCCUUGAAUACCUACACUUCUCCUGGAUGCACGUGAAGGUACAGAUCCCUCCUUUCUCAGCCUUUUGAGCUCUGCCCAUCUUUGCUUGUGCUCCCUGCAGGUGGAUGGCAGUUCCUGAAGGAUGAACGCCAAGUAUGCUGUCCUCGCAAUGCUGUAUUUUGUCCAAGGCAUCCCGUAUGGGCUCCAGUCUGGGCUGCUGCCUAUCUACUUCCGCACGCUGGGCCUCUCCUUUACCAAGAUCAGCCUGUCUAAGGUGCUUUAUGUGCCCUGGAUUCUCAAGAUGCUCUGGGCACCCCUGGUGGACCAUUACUUAACCAAGAGGACGUGGCUGCUGCUCACCCUGUAUGGCUUCGUGCUGGCCUGCCUGGCCUGCUCCCUCAUGGCCCCCGAGGCAAACUUCUUCCCGGUGGCCAUCGUCCUCCUUCUCAUGAACUUCUGCGCCUCCAUCCAAGACAUUGCAGUGGACGCAAUUGCCAUCCAGCUGCUGACGCAACGUGAGAUUGGGUACGGCAACACCAUCCAGGUCGUGUCCUACAAGCUGGGCUCCGUCUUGGCAGGAGGGGGCCUGGUCACUUUCCUCCAUCACCUGGGCUGGCAGACCCUCUUUGUGGGCCUGGCCCUUCUUUAUGUUGUGGCCAUUGGAGUCACCUGGAAUGCUAACCUAAAACUGAAAGUGAGGUUCAAUCCUCAAUACAGUUGGGUCAGGUUCAGAACCUUAAACCCCUGCCUCAUGCUCCAAGAGCUUCUCAAGGUGCCGGACACUCUUUGGACUGUUGGUUUGGUGCUCCUCUAUAAGCUGGGUGAGUCCUUCUAAAGACUAGCAGCCAAAUGGUUGAUCUGUUAGGACAUGCACAGUGUGUCUUUGGGAAAGGGGUCCAGGCUACUGGGGAGAGAGUAAACAUGGGGAUAUUGUGCGCAGCUCAGCAAAGUCACAUGAUGUAGACCUUCCAAGUUGAUGCCGUUUCAGGUGUGAGAGGUGAGGGUGAGGACACUAUAGUUUUGAACGCACCUCCUCUUAAGCACCUUCAGCUUCUUAGCUCUUCCGGUUUCUCCAGCCUAGUGACUUCCAGAUGUUUCAGACUGCAACCCCCAUCAGCCAUGGGGAGGCUGUCUUACGUCAUGUGCUUUUUUUAAGUAACUGAGUUAGCCUGCAUCUUGUGACGCACCCCCAGAGUUACAACAGAGAUAGUUUCUCUGGCAGUUAGGCCUCUACAGCCUGUGUGUCUGACGCCCUUGUUACAACAGCUCUGCUGGCUACUGGCCUGCUUCCAGGCCCAAUUCAAAGUGCUGGUUGUGACCUGUAAAGUCCUAGAUCAGAGCUUUCAAAAUGGUGUGUCCCAACAUGUUAGCAUGUCAGCUGCAGUGUGUAGGUGUGUCGCGCGAAUGCUCCCCGUGCUCCUCCUGGGGUUGGAAAGGGGUUUAACCUCCGGUUUGCUAGUAAAACUGAAUUACUGUGUCGCGAAAUGAUGCAUGUCUAAAAAGCGUGUCAGCAACAUGAAAAGUUUGGAAAGCUCUGCCCUAUAUGGUUCCAUCCCAAGCUAUCUGAAAGGCUAUAUUCAUCCAUGCAGGCAGCAACCAUUUUGCAUGCGUCUGAUUGACGUGUGAACACCAAUGCAUGGGUCGUUUUGGACCUGGGAGAGGGCAGAAUGGGGGCAGAACAGGGUGGGGCAUAACAAAGUGGGCAGGCUUAUGCUCACCCCACUGACACACACAGGGGCUAGGAAUAGAGUCCCUGCGCAAAGUGGUUGCUGCCUGUAAUAGUAACUAUAAUUCCUCUUCCUAUUAUUUGCAGCAGCUGAGGUUCCCCAGCCCAGGGCAGGCUUUGCUGGAAACUGAACCUUGAUUCUCCUUGCAGGUGAACAAGGGGCCAUAUCCAUGUUUCCCCUCUUCCUACUGGACCAUUCCUUUUCCCCACAGGAGCUUGGCUUCUGGAAUGGGAUUGUGGCCAUGAUCUUCUCCAUUACAGGCUCCUACCUCGGAGGCUAUCUGAUGUCAAAACAGGGGUAAGCACCAUCAGCCUUCAAAUGGGGUUUCAUGCUAUGGAUUCUCCAUGUGGUUUUUCAUCCUACUCUGCCCAACUUUUCACUUCCAGCAGGCACUUUCUACCUGCCGUGCUUUGUCCCAUUUAUGCAGAAUUAUGAGACUCCCGUACACUGAGAAGCGGGGAGAAAAGAGAAUUGGGAAUGCCUGAUCUGCUCUCAGGAAUCCGUAUCUUUUGCUGCCUCAAGGGCCAGAAGCGUUUUACAAAAAACAAAAAACUAACUAUGGAUCCUCGGAGGGUUGAAUGGCCAUUUGCAAAUGCUUUUGAAAACAUGCCCAUCUGCCACCUAUUAACCUUUGACUUCCUCUGCACUCAAUUAGAAAUAGCUAACAUUUUCAUGGGACGCGGGUGGCGCUGUGGGUUAAACCACAGAGCCUACAACUUGCCGAUCAGAAGGUCGGCGGAUCGAAUCCCCGUGACGGGGUGAGCUCCCGUUGCUCGGUCCCUGCUCCUGCCAACCUAGCAAUUCGAAAUCACGUCAAAGUGCAAGUAGAUAAAUUAGUCGUGCUGGUCAAAUGACCCAGGAGCUGUACGCCGGCUUCCUUGGCCAGUAAAACAAGGUGAGUGCUGCAACCUCAGAGUCGGCCGCAACUGGACCUAAUGGUCAGGGGUCCCUUUACACUUUACCUUUAACAUUUCCACAGCACAUGUUUUGCCCUGCUUGCAACAUCUACCCCCGGAAUGCUGAAGGCUGGAUCUUCUCUCCAGGGCAGCCUGAUUUGAUUCAUAGCCUUUUCACUUCAGCCUCUGUCCUUGCCGCCCUGCAAUGAACCUCUUCUUGUACUGUCCCUGAGUGUUUCUGCCAUCCCUGAUGACUUUCCUUUGUGGCUUGUUUCCCCAGGAACCCCUUUUCUAUGCUGAAGACCUUGAUGAUAUUCCGCUUGUUCAGCCUGGUCUUCCAAACACUCCUGCUGAUUGCCUAUGAGGACAAAAAACCAGUCUUUGAAGGUGAGCUGAAAGCAGCCCAACACAGCAGCUGUUUCUUCUGCUUCAGUCUCGGUUCAGAUCUCAUCCAAGAGUCCUAAAGUCACAAAUGUGUUUACUGUGGUUUAUUCUCCCCACCCUGAAUCUGAGUGUUUGCAGAAUUUGAAGGACUUAAAUGAGGAUGACCUUUUAUAAUGGCAGUGCAGAGGGAACGCUCUUAGAUACAGCCUCUCUCCCCAUCCUUCCACACAAAUAUUCCUAGUACAUGAGGAUAAGAAAUGGUGCAUUAUUGGAUUGUGGCUGAAAGCCACACAGAACAGGGGUUACAGCUCAAAAGCUUCCCUCUGCUAAGGAUUUAUGGGACCUCCUCUCCUGGUCUGCUCUGCAGAGGACCUUAAGGUCCAUGAAUAACCAUAGUUUAGAGGUCCUGGGCCCUAAGGAAGCCACACUAUCCUCCACCAGGGCCAGGGCCUUCUCAGUGAUGGCUCUGACCUGGUGGAAUGCUCUGUCCCAGGAGACUAGGGCCCUUCAGGAUUCCUCCUUCUGUCGGGCCUGUAAGACAGAGCUAUUCUGCCUGGCCUUUAAUUUGAAUUCAGCCUGAUCUUUUAUUUCCCUUCUCUUUCCUCCCUCUCCUUUUUUUAUGAAGAUUACCUGCUCUGAGACCCCACAUCUAAUUCUCCCCUGGCCUCCUCGCUGGCCCAAGUAGGACCAAUUCAGCCAGCUAGCCCUGGGGAUUACCUAAUGCUUAUUAGAUGGAUUUCCCCUAAAUUGAUUUCCGAACUUUGAAUUUUAUUGUUAUUCAUGUUUUUAUACUGUAUUUUAUGCUGCUUUUACAAUUGUGUUUAAAAUUUGUUGUUAGCCGCCCUGAGCCCGGUUUUUUUGAACCGGGAAGGGCGGGGUAUAUAUAUAUAUAUAUAUAUAUAUAUAUAUAUAUAAAAUAAGGGAGUCAUUUGCAGACCUUGCUUGCAAAUUUGCACAUGCACACUUACAACCAGGACGGCCAAAAUUUUUGCAAAGCAAUGGAAACUCUUGAGUUCCUCAAGAGUUGAGGCCCAGCAGCAGGUAAAGAGACUGUAGCUCUUGAAUCCUUAACCCACACCUUCUUUGGGUUUUUGGAAGCCAGCCAGACACUUUUCCCUGUUUGCUGCUUCUAGACUAACAGAUCUCUCUCCCCCUCCCUCUCUCUCUUUCUCUCUCUCUGUGUCCAGUGGCAGCUGUGCUGAGCAUCUCCCUACAGCACUUCAUCGCUGGCCUGGUAACCACCUUAACAUUCAGCAUAAUGAUGCAAUGUGCACAAAAGGCCCAGGAGAACAUACAGGUACAACUCUUGCCUCUACAUUCCACUCCCCACCCCACUGCCCAAAGAACAUGUGUUGGCUUGCUUUGGGUGUUUAAAAAGCUUUGGUUCUUUAAAAAGCCAGUUCACUUAAUAUGAACUAGUCACAUCUUAACUAGAGAAGGCCUGGAAAAAUGCGGGGGGGGGGGGGACGGAGGGGACGGACACACCAGGCUUUUCCCCAUUUUCCCCCAAAGCCGUUUUCCCCCAGAAAAAUGAGGUGGGGGGGGAGUGUGUGGAAUAUUCAAACUAUAUAAAAAAGUUGUUUUCAAUUUUUCUGGGGGGAAACGGCUUUGGGGGGAAAUGGGUAUUUUUCUGGUAUUCUUCCAGGCCUUUCCAUCUCUAGUCUUAAACCACCUUCUAAUUUAUUGAGGUUUCUGGUUAUUUGUACCCCCAGGUAUCUGAACUUGGUGUGGCAAAGUUUUAUCUUGGUGACAUCAGUGAGUUCUUUUUGGGUGUGGGGAGGAGUGUUGAAGCACAUAGCUUCUGACUUUGCAAAAUUUACUUGUAGGCCCGACACCAUUGCAAAUGUGUUGAGUUCUUUGAUUAGGGAGGUUGCUGUGCUUAUGGGGUCUGGUGUUGUGACCAUUAGGUCAUCUGCAAAGAGCCCUGAUUUGUAGGUUCUGCCUUUUAUUUCCACUCCCUUGAUGUCUGUGGCCACUCGGAUUUGGAUUGCUAAGGGUUCCAGAGCCAGGAUAAAUAAUUUCCCCCCCCUUUAACGUUGUGUUUUAAUGCUGUAACCUGCCCUGGGACCUUAGGGUGAAGGGUGGGAAACAAACGAAUAGAUGAAUAGCAUUUGCUCCUCCCUCACUGUGCCUUCAAGAAGAAUGUGUGUAAAUGAGCCUUUAGGCCAUGCAUAGGCAAACCUGGCCUUCCGGAUGUUUUGAGACUACAAUUCCCAUCAUCCCUGACCACUGGUCCUGUUAGCUAGGGAUCAUGGGAGUUGUAGGCCAAAAACAUCUGGACGGCCGAGUUUGCCUAUGCCUGCUUUAGGCUCUCUUCAAAUAUAAAUGGGACGUGGGUGGCGCUGUGGGUUAAACCACAGAGCCUAGGACUUGCCGAUCAGAAGGUUGGCGGUUCAAAUCCCCGCGAGGGGGUGACCUCCCGUUGCUCAGUCCCUGCUCCUGCCCACCUAGCAGUUCAAAAGCACGUCAAAGUGCAAGUAGAUAAAUAGGUACCACUCCAGCGGGAAGGUAAACGGCGUUUCCAUGCGCUGCUCUGGUUCGCCAGAAGUGGCUUAGUCAUGCUGGCCACAUGACCCAGAAGCUGUACGCCAGCUCCCUCGGCCAAUAAAGCGAGAUGAGCGCCGCAACCCCAGAGUCGGCCACAACUGGACCUAAUGGUCAGGGGUCCCUUUACCUUUCCAAAUAUAAAUGGGGAGGGAAACAAUUCUGUGCGCUGCCUCUGGGCUGUGGCCUGGGUCCCCUCCUCUCCUUACGAUGCUUCUCUUUCCUCUUCAGGCCACUCACUACUCCCUGCUGGCCACGCUGGAAGUGCUGGGCAAACUGGUGUUCAGCAGCCUGGCAGGCAUCUUGGUUGACUGGCUGGGCUUCGUCGGGGCCUUUAGCGUUUUCCUCGCCCUCUCCGGCACCUCUGUUGCCUACAUCCUGUCUUCCAGAAGGUGA
Molecule: messenger RNA, 9368 nt
Organism: Podarcis lilfordi (Lilford's wall lizard)
Lineage: Eukaryota; Metazoa; Chordata; Lepidosauria; Squamata; Lacertidae
Source: the annotation of a GenBank genome assembly